GAAACCAGAAAAAAAGUUUCAGGAAGUUACCUUAGAGCAGAGAAACUGGCGAAUAUAGAGCUUUACAAUCUGACAAGAGUACAUAAUAAUCAUAGAUUGAAGCGUUCUCGGAAUAGAAAUUGCAUUUAUAUAGCCCUCUCACACACGGGAAAUAAUUCGGCAUGUUACACGUUUGGUAAACAAAACACCAUGACCAGCUUUUAAGUCUCUAAUAGACACAGGUCUGUAAAUUAGCAACCAGGAAGUAAAACGCUCUGCCAGGAUGAGUCGCCCUCCCCCCCAGCAGAUUCAGACCAGUGGCCCCUGGGAGAUGAAGGAGCGUCUGGGGACGGGGGGCUUUGGAAACGUCAUGCGAUGGCAGAACAAGGACACAGAGGAGCAGAUCGCCAUCAAGCAGUGUCGGCAGGAGCUGAGCCUUCGUAACCGCGAGAGGUGGUGCCUGGAGAUUCAGAUCAUGAAGAAGUUGAAUCACGUCAACGUGGUGGCAGCGCGGGAGGUUCCCGAGGGGCUGCAGAAACUCAACACCAACGACCUGCCACUUCUCGCCAUGGAGUACUGCCAGGGAGGGGACCUGCGCAAGUACCUGAACACUCUGGAUAAUUGCUGCGGGAUGCGGGAGGGCUCGAUUCUGAUCCUGCUCUCAGAUAUCGCCUCGGCGCUGCGCUAUCUCCACGAGAACAGGAUCAUCCACCGUGACCUGAAGCCGGAGAACAUCGUGCUGCAGCAGGGGGAGCAGCGGCUGAUCCACAAGAUCAUUGAUCUGGGCUAUGCCAAGGAGCUGGACCAGAGCAGCCUGUGCACCUCCUUUGUGGGAACCCUGCAGUACCUGGCUCCGGAGCUGCUGGAGCAGCGCAAGUACACGGUGACGGUGGAUUACUGGAGCUUCGGCACCCUGGUGUUUGAGUGCAUCACCGGCUUCAGACCCUUCCUACCCACCUGGCAGCCCGUGCCCUGGCACACCAAGCUGAAGCUGAAACAGGAAGAUGACAUCGUGGUUUAUGAAGACCUGAGUGGAGAGGUGAAGUUCUCCAAACACCUGCCCUACCCCAACAACCUCAACAGGUUCCUCUUGGAGAAGAUGGAGUGCUGGCUGCAGACCAUGCUGAAGUGGAACCCCCAGAAGAGGGGCACAGACCCCACGUACGGACCCAACGGCUGCUUCAAAGCGCUGGACGACAUCCUGGGACUGAAGCUGGUUCACGUGCUCAACAUGGUGAGCGCUGAGAUCCACACCUUCCCCGUCACGGACCGGACCAGCGUGCCGGAGCUGCAGGAGCGAAUCGCCAUCGAGACGCACAUCGAACCGGCCAAUCAGGAGCUGCUGCUGGAGGCGGGGCUGCCCCUCGACCCCCAGAAAGAGGCUGCGGAGUGCGCGGUCGACUACAAGCUAAUUGAUGGCCGCCGGACUGACAUGCCGCUAGUCUUCCUGUUCGACAGGAGCAAGAGCAGCUACGAGCCCCAGUUCAGCCAGAGGCCCAUGCCAGACAACAUCAAGUUCGUGCAGACAGACCCGGAGAAGGUGCUGCCGUACAGUCCGCUGAGACGCACGUGGAGCCAGGCAUGGCACACCACCCGCACCCUGAAGGAGGACUGGCAGCGCGUCCAGCAGGGGCAGAAAGCAGCGCUUAUGAGCCUCUUGCGGCACAAUGGCACUCUGUCCAAGCAGAAGAACGAGAUGAUCUCCAUGCAGCAGCGGCUCAAGGCCAAGCUGGACUUCUUCAAGAGCAGCAUCCAGCUGGACAUGGAGAAGUACCUGGAGCAGAAGGGCAGCGGCAUCGCCUCAGAGAAGAUGAUUUCAGCCUGGCGGGAGAUGCAGCAGGCAGCGCUGAGCUGUGGGCAGAUGGAGGAGGUGACUCAACUGGAUAUCCAGAUGAUGGCGCUGCAGACCGACAUCGUGGAUCUGCAGAGGACCCCGCCAGGGUGGAAAUACGGAGACGCACUCGAUGGGCUAGAGGCGAAAUCCAUGGAGCUGUACCGCAGACUGAGGGAGAAGCCUCGAGACCAGCGCAGCUCCGGUGACUGCCAGGACAUUGUGCGUCUCGUGGUUCAGGCCGUGCAGAUCUACGAGAAGAAGCUGAAGGAUUUCUACACACACCUCAGUAAGACGGUGGUGUGCCGGCAGAAGGUGAUGGAGCUGCAGCCCCAGGUGGAGGGGCUGCUUCAGCAGAUGAGCGUGAGUGAAGGGAUGGUCCGGAGCCUGCAGGAGAGGAGGCAGAAGGAGCUCUGGAACCUGCUCAAGGUGGCCUGUAGUAAGGUGCGCAGCCCGUUGAGUGGCAGCCCAGAGGGGGGAGCCCCGUCCCAGCUCGUCUCUCCCGGGCGAUCCCUGAACAGGACACUGCCGGAUGAGACCCGCUGCAGUGACGACUCUCUCCUGGUGAUCGAGGAGAGCAAGGCCUUCGAGAGCCGGUUGCAGAGCCUGGUUCAGGAGACGCUGGAGGAGCAGGAGCGGGACAGCAAGGUCCUGCAGCAGUGGGACUGGCUCUACGAAGAGGAGGAGCUCUCCAGGCUCGAGGCACAGGAGAGUCUGUAAAGAACCGGAGCAGCACAGUGUGCUGUACGUGGUCCCCUUUGCCUUGACUGACAAAAGCACACAGACCAGAGGUUGCGAGAACGCUGAACGUUUCCCGAGGCGUGCAGCAGCACCACCCUCUUGUGGAGAGAAUCCGGUACUGCAGCUUCCGUGCUUCUAGUUAAGAGGGCUGGUUAUUUAUUAUGUUGCCGUUUCUGUCGGGUUACCAGUGCUGGCUGAACACGGCACCAAACCCAGGAGUAGAAACCCGGCAAUGUGAUCAUCCCAUUGGUCCUACUGGCUCACCCUGAGAAGUGGAGAUUCCUGACAGACGCAAUGCAAUGCAAUGUGCCUACAAUAUUGCUGCUUAUAGCUUGUGUCACUGUAUGUUUGAAGUGAUGGUGGGGGGAGUCUGUUUCUAUUAACAGGUACUGCAGUCAUUGUGUAUAUAAAGGUUUUUUGCCCUAUAAAUUAGUUUGGUGAUGAAGAUUGUGAAGCAGGAUUAAAUGCUGUCUAGAAAUUAUUAUUUACAGGAUCUCCUGGAACCCGAUUCUCUGUUCAACCCACUCCAACCUUUGACUCCCACAUAAACCCAGGAUUACUGCUUCUGUACUUAAAAGGUCAUGAAAAUCGAAUGCAUUGUGAAUUCCGACAGGAGAGGAGCUUACUGGCUUAGGGCAGGGGGCUGGGCAAGGGAGACCAAAAUAAAUCUCUCAAUGCAAACUCAUUUUGUAUUCAUUUCUUUAUUUGAAUUCAAGUUCGGAGCUCCCAGCACAACAGGUGUUUAAGAAUUGUACAAAAAAAAUAAAAAAAAAUAAAAUAAAAUAAAAGAUGACAGACGAAGGUGUUCCAACAUGCAGGUACAGAAAUGUCAGUAAAUAAUAAUAAUUUGGAGCGAGUGCUUCACAAUUAGAAUGCAACGCUAUAUACUGUUCUCUAGAAAAUGGUAAUAAUUUAAUAGCAAUAGGGCUGCAAUUGUGGCACAUCACAAACCCAGGCUUCCCUCCACAACGGCUGAACACCAAGGAGUUUAAAAAGAAAGAAAUAU
Messenger RNA from Polyodon spathula (Mississippi paddlefish), 3557 nucleotides. RefSeq names its product inhibitor of nuclear factor kappa-B kinase subunit beta-like. NCBI's taxonomy places the organism in Eukaryota, Metazoa, Chordata, Actinopteri, Acipenseriformes, Polyodontidae. Gene Ontology annotation, molecular function: ATP binding; IkappaB kinase activity. Bases 263 to 2530 code for a protein of 755 amino acids. Gene Ontology annotation, biological process: peptidyl-serine phosphorylation; tumor necrosis factor-mediated signaling pathway; positive regulation of transcription by RNA polymerase II. The record is from RefSeq and is a predicted model, not a curated record. Gene Ontology annotation, cellular component: cytoplasm; IkappaB kinase complex. The transcript is spliced from 22 exons.